AUGGAUACCACCCAGGACAUAACAAAAGUCGAUCAAUUGAGUAAAGUUAUUCGCUUUGUGGAAAUUGAAAAAGAUGAAAAUAAUCAACCCACCGGUAUUAAAAUACGUGAAAGUUUUAUAGGUUUCACCCAAGUUUUAGACCAAAGUGCAGCAGUGUUAACAUCUGACAUAUUAAACGCAUUAGACGCUUUACAGUUGGACCUUAAAAAGUGCAGAGGGCAAGGUUACGAUGGUGCCAGCGUGAUGAGUGGUAUUUACUCAGGUGUUCAAAGGCGAAUUAAAGAUAUUGAGCCAAAUGCUGCCUACAUUCAUUGUGCAGCACACAACCUUAACCUGGUAAUCAAUGACGCAGUGCAACAGGUUGAAGUUGUGCAAGUGUACGCCGGCACCUUUUACGAAGGGGGAGUAACAGCUCUUGAAAUGAUAAGACGUCCCCGCAAAGGGUGCAGUUUCUACUACGAUAAGAGCUAA
Molecule: messenger RNA, 471 nt
Organism: Brassicogethes aeneus
Lineage: Eukaryota; Metazoa; Arthropoda; Insecta; Coleoptera; Nitidulidae
Source: the annotation of a GenBank genome assembly